Messenger RNA from Ceratitis capitata (Mediterranean fruit fly), 2377 nucleotides. It is a transcript of the gene trc, whose product is annotated as serine/threonine-protein kinase tricorner. The transcript is spliced from 6 exons. Lineage: Eukaryota; Metazoa; Arthropoda; Insecta; Diptera; Tephritidae. Bases 253 to 1614 code for a protein of 453 amino acids. Gene Ontology annotation, molecular function: ATP binding; protein serine/threonine kinase activity. Gene Ontology annotation, biological process: intracellular signal transduction; peptidyl-serine phosphorylation. The record is from RefSeq and is a predicted model, not a curated record.
CAAUAUUUUCAUUUUUGUUUCUUGCAGUAAAAUUCAUUUUAUAGUAAAAAAUAGAGCAAUAUUCGUGAGAAAUUACUUUUAAAUUGUGGUUUUUAUGAAUCAUGAAGCUAUGAUAUUAUUGUAGCAUCAAGAAAAACAUCAAUAAGUGCAUUAACAUCAGAAACGCAGCUCAUUUGGCGUGAUCAAAUCCUCGUUCAAUCACUACGAAAAUUUCCCAAUUUCAAAAGGCUUCGUCAUUAAAAGUCCGACAACAUGAGUGCUGACGGUUCUUCCAUACGGUUUAGCGACCACACAUUGGACAAAGCAACAAAAGCAAAGGUGACUCUGGAAAAUUACUACAGUAAUUUAGUGACACAAUAUGGAGAGCGCAAACAACGGCUCGCUAAGUUAGAGGCUCAGUUGAAGGAUGAAAGUCUAACGGAAUCGCAGAGGCAAGAGAAGAGGUUGCAGCACGCGCAAAAGGAAACAGAAUUUCUACGCCUUAAAAGAUUACGUUUAGGUGUCGAAGAUUUUGAAGCAUUAAAGGUGAUUGGCAGAGGUGCGUUCGGAGAGGUGCGGUUGGUGCAGAAGAAGGACACAGGACAUGUUUAUGCUAUGAAAGUAUUGCGCAAAGCAGACAUGCUUGAAAAGGAACAAGUAGCACACGUCCGUGCCGAGCGCGACGUACUCGUCGAAGCUGAUCAUCAAUGGGUGGUGAAGAUGUAUUACAGCUUUCAGGAUCCUGUCAAUUUGUAUUUAAUAAUGGAGUUUCUACCGGGAGGUGAUAUGAUGACGCUUCUAAUGAAAAAGGAUACGCUCUCUGAAGAAUGUACACAAUUCUACAUAAGCGAAACAGCUUUGGCAAUUGACUCGAUUCAUAAAUUGGGUUUCAUACACAGGGACAUAAAGCCUGAUAACUUACUGCUUGACGCACGUGGACACUUAAAGCUCUCUGAUUUCGGACUUUGUACGGGAUUAAAAAAAUCGCAUCGCACCGACUUUUAUCGGGACCUUUCACAAGCGAAACCAUCCGAUUUCAUUGGGACCUGCGCUAGUCCAAUGGAUUCAAAACGCCGUGCGGAAUCGUGGAAACGCAAUCGCCGAGCUUUGGCAUACAGCACAGUUGGUACGCCCGAUUACAUUGCCCCAGAAGUAUUCUUACAGACUGGCUAUGGACCGGCGUGCGACUGGUGGUCAUUAGGUGUGAUAAUGUACGAAAUGCUAAUGGGUUACCCACCAUUUUGCUCGGACAAUCCUCAAGAUACAUAUCGCAAAGUGAUGAAUUGGCGUGAAACAUUAAUAUUCCCGCCCGAAAUACCCAUAUCUGAAGAGGCGAAAGACACCAUUGUCAAGUUUUGCUGCGAAGCCGAUCGUCGCUUAGGCUCGCAGCGCGGUCUAGAGGAUUUGAAAUCUGUGCCGUUCUUUAGAGGCGUAGAUUGGGAACAUAUUCGUGAGCGUCCCGCAGCCAUCCCCGUCGAUGUGCGUUCCAUUGAUGAUACAUCAAACUUUGACGAAUUCCCCGAUGUCUCGCUUGAAAUACCAUCGGCACCUAUACCUCAAGGCAGUGAAAUCGCUAAGGAUUGGGUCUUCAUUAACUACACAUUUAAACGUUUUGAAGUUCGAAAUUUAGAAUGAAGUCAUUGCUAUUUGGCAGUGUUAAGUAGGAAUGCUUUAUUAAAUUCGUUUCAAUGAUUUAAUAUCGAAAAAUAAUAUUUUAAGUUUAUAUUUAUUGAGUUAAUUUAGACCAGUGUGCGAAAACAAUUAACAUUAUUAACUAUUUAAUCGUUAUUCCAUAUUCAAACUUAUGUGUAAAUGUAGUGGACAGCUUGUGAUGAUUAUGUCAAAUGUAAUUAUUAUGUAAGUUUUGUUAAACAAAAAAUACCCACUUAACAAAAUUUUUAAGUGUUGUUUUCCAUAAGAAGUUUUUUUUAGUUUCUUCAAUGUCUGAACAUAUUUACUAAUUUACGAUGUUUUUUCUUAAAUGCAAAAUUUGUGAGCAAUGACCAUUAUUAUUAUUGAAAAAUGCAGCAACACCUAUUAAAUUUAACCCCCACUUAAAAUAGGAUUUAAUCGUAUUUGCCUAUGUUUACCGUGAUUAAAUGUGAACGUUUAAACUGAAUUAAGUAUUAUCAUUCAUAAUGCUAAAUACAAUGUAUUAAUGUAUGUACUGAUCAAAUACAAUAUAAUGGUGUACAAUGCGCUAUACUUAAUAAAAAAAAUAGCAGUUUAUUUGCGCUUCUAGAUGUUACGUAUAACACGUUAGGAAACACUCACACUCAAAAACAAAUUUUAAAUUAUUUUUGGUAAUGCAUAGAAAUAAUAAAUAAACGAUAAUAAAUAUAUAAUUGACUAGAUAUCGCAAUAAACAACGCAUGUGAAUUUGCAAAAUAGAAAGAAA